GUCUGAUUAUGCUGGGUGGGAUGCUUGGCUCCUUCUCUAGCCCACCCCCCAGGGACUGGAGACACCAAUCUGAGACAUCUUCACCUGUGAUGGAGACUUAAAAGAGAUGAAGCUUGUGCCAGAUGCCUGAAAGACAGAGGUUAACAUCCACAUCGGUAGCAAAUAGGAAAAAAAAGGGGGGGGGGGGUCUUGCCAGCGGGUGAUCCAUCCCUUCCAAAAAUCGACUUCCAGAAGAGAUCUGAGCCUCCCUCCACUGCUCCUCCUUCCUCCACCCGUGCUGAGACCUUUGAUAUGUUCACCCCAGUGCAGGCGGCGAGGGGAAGAGGAAGGGGAGAGGCUGGAGAUGCUGCCAUGGCUUCUGCUGCUUCUCGAGCGAGGGAAAGGGGAGAGGAAGGCACCCACCACACUGCCACGAAGCAUCGGCCGGAUCCUGAGCACCUGAGCGGCGGAGGUGGUGCAGCCAAAUCCCGGCCGGAGCGAGGAAGACUCGGAGACGCCGAGGCCGUCAGCCACCGAAACCAUCUCAGGAAAGGGAAUUUCCAGCCCAAACUCCACCUGGAGCAUUUGGCGGAGAAGCUGAAGCUCUUGGGCCUGGAAGGAGGCGGAGAGGAGGAGCAGCUCUGCUCGUGGCGUAAGAGGACGUUCGCCUUCAGGGAGGACGCGAAAGCAUCCGGCCGCGGUGCACCGAGGGCUCACGGAGGAGCCCACGGAGAGGAACCUGCCCAGGAACGCAGGGAGCAAAUUCAGAGAGACCUGGAGAGCCUCAAGAAACAAAGGGAAGAGCUUUUGGAACUGAAAGCGAGCGGGGAGAGGCGAUGCCAGGGGUAUUUGACACAGACAGAGGCCGAGAGGCAGAAAAUUGUGUCCGAAUUUCGGCAGCUGCGCCGGUUUCUGAAGGACCAGGAGCUCGUCCUCCUGGCCCAGCUGGGAGAGCUGGACAGGGAGGUGAUGAGGAGGCAGGAGGAAGAGGAGGCCAAGGUGUCGGGGGAGGUUUCGCUCCUCGACAUCCUCAUCUGGGAGAUGGAGAAGAAACUCGAGCAACCCGCGAGCGGAUUCCUGCAGGGUGGCAGAAGCACGGUGGGCAGGUGGGAGAUGGGCAGCGGCCGGAGGACGAUGGAGACCUCGGACCUGGAGCGGAGGCUCCGUGUCAUUUCUCAACAAAACGACAUCCUCAGAGAGGCGCUGGGGAGAUUUCAAGACAUUUUACCCUCUGAACUGGAGAAAGAGGUAGAACCAUCUCUAGGAGGAGAGGGAAAAGCAUUCGUGACUCUGGACCCCGACACUGCCCACGCGAGGCUCGUCCUGUCCCGGGACCGACGGGGGGUGAGGUGGACGGAUGCAGGGCAGGAUUUGCCCCCCGACCCCAGGUGCUUCGACGUCUCCUGCUGCGUGCUGGGCUGCCGGGGUUUCUCCGCGGGGAGGCACGGCUGGGAGGUGGAGGUGAUGGCUGGUGGGACCUGGGCCCUCGGUGUGGCCCGAAAUUCCCUGCCCAGGAAGGGCUGCUUGGAGUUUCGGCCGGAGGAGGGGAUCUGGGCCGUGGGGUGCUGCGGGAAUCGGUACCGAGCUUUCUCCUCCCCCCCAGCCACCCUCCCCACGAGUGGGAAUCCCAAGAGGAUCCGGGUGGUUCUGGAUUACGAGGGGGAACAAGUGGCUUUCUACCUCACUGCACAACUCCCCCCUGUCUUUGCUUUCCAAAAAGCCUGCUUUGGGGGGGAGAGCAUCUUCCCUUUCUUCUGGGUGGGGAGAGGCUCCCACCUCCACCUCUGCGCCUGAGAGCUGAGGGAAGGGAGAGGGGGUCCUCAAUUUUGGGACGCUCGAGCAUCGCCAUCCCCCCCCCGAUGCAGGCAAGGGGAGCAGAGCACCGUGUUCUCCCAGGCUUUGUUUUGUGCUCGUGUUAUUUUUACGAAGAUUUUCUACCGGAUCAUCCUAUAUAUAUUAAAAAAAAAAGAGGGGGGCAAACCAUUGAAUUUUCUU
Molecule: messenger RNA, 1974 nt
Organism: Oxyura jamaicensis (ruddy duck)
Lineage: Eukaryota; Metazoa; Chordata; Aves; Anseriformes; Anatidae
Product: tripartite motif-containing protein 10-like
Exons: 7
Coding region: 292-1773 (493 amino acids)
Molecular function (GO): protein binding
Source: RefSeq, a predicted model, not a curated record